UAUCUGCGAGGCCUCAGGCCACUAGCCCGCUCGUUGCAUAAUCGAAAUUCAAUAGAUCCUUGCCGUUGAAUGUCGGCGAUCAUAGGCUCUUCGGAAGUGAUGAAGCUCGCGCAGGAUACGGCCGCUGCCGAUGCCAAGGAAAGCACAACGAUCCGAUUUGAAUGGACCCUCCGAGGACUCAAGAACCUGUUCGAGAAUAGUAAAGGAGAAGCCAAGUCCAAGGUCACGAAGUCACCCAGGUUCGGGGACGGUCGGUGGCAAAUCUUGUUCUACGCAAACUCCGGAAACGUCGGCUCAGAUGGCCAGACCUUCGUCAGUUUGUACCUCGCGUGUGAGCCUACUACUGCCGAAAAGGAGAACGCUGUGAACGGCAAAUGGUCUCGAGAGGGUCUUUUCAACUUCGGCUUCGAAAUACGGAAUAUCACCAAGGCGAUGCAGUUCAACGUGAAAGAGGCUCACGACCACUCGUUCUACUAUCCUGGCGCACAAAAUUGGGGAUGGGCCCAGUUCGCUCGGAGAGACGCAGUCUAUUACCAGCCAGCGACGGUCAAGCAACAUGAUGCGUUCGUAAUCAUUUGCACCAUCACCUCCUCGCCGGCGACCCCAGCGUCCAUGCCUGCCAUUCCUCGAUACCGCGUACCCCAAGAUCUGCUAGACUCAAUGGGUAGCCUUCUGGAUGAUCCAUUGUACUCCGACGUUGAGUUCGUAUUGCCGCAGAGAGGAAAAUCCGUACCCCGGAAGAUUUAUGCCGCGCGUAGGCUGCUUAGCAGAGUCGCUUAUUUCGAUGCUAUGUUCGGCUCCGGAUUCGCCGAAAGCGCUUCCAAUGUCGAUCUGCGCCCUGACCCACUUCCUUCGGACGACGCCAGCGUCUCAGAAACCGGCGCAAUUGCUCAAUACUUUGAUGACACAGAUCUCGAAGACGAUGACAACUAUUCAGUCAUGCUCGACAACGACCAUGACUCCCUGAUCGACGAUCCUUACCCCCAAGACGUAGUCUCGGGCACUCAGCUAGGCAGUGAAGACGUGCUGCCUACUCCUAUCACACAAAGCGCGACCACCUCGCUUCCAAGCGAGAGCAACAAGAGGAUCCUGAUAAGUGGCGAUGAGGCAAAUGAGACUCGCGAUGUGUUGGGACCAGACGCUUCCGAUGAACACGAACAGUCUGCGCGAAACACGCGUCCGAAGUUGAGCCACCCGUCUACGCCGCGGAGCAGGGACGUGAUGCUAGAACAGGAGGCGCAGAUGCGCUCCCCGCCUCCGAGAGCUGUAGAAAUUUUGCCAGUACAAAGCCAACCACGGCCUGAUGUUCCCGGGCCCAAGAAGGCACGAGUGGUCGUCAAGGACGUGGCCUACACUACCUAUCGUGCUGUCCUGUACUAUAUUUACACCGACAUGAUCACUUUCGCACCGCUUUCCUCUACGUUCCUCGGCCCCUCUUCCCUCCCACUCGGAACGGGCCCGCACGCGACGUCUGUCGUCUCGACCCCCGCUGCGCUCUCUUCAGAAAACCAGCUCAGCUACGUGUUUGCACGAGCGAAUCAGCCUUCAGAGGCGUCAGGCGUGACGGGCUCGCUCGCUGCAGCAUCACGGUCGCGGAAGGAAUGGUUGGCGGAAUGGGAGCGGAACAAUCCUAGCCGGCCUAGGCCCGCGAGUGCGAAGUCGGUGUACCGGCUCGCGGACAAGCUAGAAUUACAGGACCUGAAGGAGCGCGCGUUCCACCACAUCGUCAAGUCGCUCACCGUGGAAAACGUUGCACACGAAGCUUUCUCUGCGUUCUCGGCCGCGUUCGAGGACAUCCGCAAGGUCGAAGUGAAGUACAUGUUCGACCACUGGCUCGAGGUCCGCAAGGGCCCGCUGCUCAAUAUCGGGCAGCAGCUCCGGCUCGGGAGGUUCCCAGGUUUCGAAGAAGUCUGGCCGACCAUCAUACAGAACCUCGUCGCUGAUGACAAGAAGAGCGAAAGCGAGUCAUCGAGUCGUUGAGGCCCCGCAACACACCCCUUGUGCUCCAAAUAGUUGUUGCUUGUUGGCUGGAGGACAGUGGGGCGAAAGCUGACCGUGUAUGAAAGGUUCUGCCAUCUUGCUUCUCUGGGAGUAAAAUGUACUAUAUCCUGCUGUUGAUUCGCAUGCUUUCCGGCAUGAAUCAGUGAUCUUCCC
Messenger RNA from Dichomitus squalens LYAD-421 SS1, 2154 nucleotides. RefSeq lists its product as uncharacterized. NCBI's taxonomy places the organism in Eukaryota, Fungi, Basidiomycota, Agaricomycetes, Polyporales, Polyporaceae. The transcript has 13 exons. Bases 70 to 1980 code for a protein of 636 amino acids. Gene Ontology annotation, biological process: proteasome-mediated ubiquitin-dependent protein catabolic process; regulation of proteolysis. Gene Ontology annotation, molecular function: ubiquitin protein ligase binding. The record is from RefSeq and is a predicted model, not a curated record. Gene Ontology annotation, cellular component: cytoplasm.